This is a messenger RNA of Panicum hallii, 3459 nucleotides long. RefSeq names its product homeobox-leucine zipper protein HOX29-like. Gene Ontology annotation, molecular function: lipid binding; DNA binding; DNA-binding transcription factor activity. NCBI's taxonomy places the organism in Eukaryota, Viridiplantae, Streptophyta, Magnoliopsida, Poales, Poaceae. The transcript has 18 exons. Bases 753 to 3308 code for a protein of 851 amino acids. The record is from RefSeq and is a predicted model, not a curated record.
CCGACUAUAUUUUGUCACUGCAGCAACAGUCAAUUCAGACACCAUUCAUUUCCACUGAGCAGGGGUGCCCUGGAAUUUGUUCGUCUCCCCACCUUUUCCGAGUGUUAGUGGCCUGCACGGUGGCAGAAUUGAAGUUGCAGGAGGCAGCACGGAACCAUCGUUUUCCAGAAAAUUAUUGGGAGCAGAAGCUGAGAAGCGGCAGCGGGGCUCCACGGCCGAUUCCCCUCUCGUUUAAAGAAGGCGAACGAAGCGGCUCCAUCGAUCGUGUGAAGCCCUCCCCAGCUCCGUCCGGCCCGCUUCCAGAGGCGCCACCAAUCCUCCUCGUGCUUGCCGAUGUCCGGGCGGUAGAGGAAAGCGGCACCGGUGCUCCGGCCAUGGCCUCUCGCCCCCUCCGCCCAUGACCCCAUGCUAUUCUUCUACUCCUACCAACGCCCCAGCCACAUGCGUCUUCGUCCUUCCUCUCCCAACUUGAUCAUCCCCACGUCGCCAAUGCUCGCGUGCCACGACCAGCGCACGGGGGCUAGCAUGAGCUACUAGAUAGAGCUGACUGCUAUUCUGAGCUCGCACAGGUAGAGCUAGCUACCAAGGUUUAGUCCAGCCAUAGCUCUAGCGGAGAUCAGACUUUGGUGAGCUAGGACGACUAGGAGGUUGUUAGUUUGGGCGGGUGCGAGUGGUGCCUGAGUUCUUGGCUUGGCAUUGCGGCGGCCGCCGGCGGGCCGGGACCGGGGAGAUAGGGAGAUUUCUUGUCGUCCAUGGUGACGGCGAAGGAGGCCGCGGCGGCCAUGGACCCGAGCAAGUACGUGCGGUACACUCCGGAGCAGGUGGAGGCGCUGGAGCGGCUCUACUACGAGUGCCCCAAGCCGAGCUCGCUGCGCCGCCAGCAGCUCGUCCGCGACUGCCCCGUCCUCGCCAACGUCGACCCCAAGCAGAUCAAAGUCUGGUUCCAGAACCGCAGGUGCCGGGAGAAGCAGCGGAAGGAGUCGUCACGGUUGCAGGCGCUGAACCGGAAGCUGACGGCCAUGAACAAGCUGCUCAUGGAGGAGAACGACCGCCUGCAGAAGCAGGUCUCGCAGCUCGUCUACGAGAACGGCUACUACCGCCAGCAGACGCAGAGCGCGGGGCUGACGACGACGGACACGAGCUGCGAGUCAGUAGUCACCAGCGGCCAGCAGAACGUGGCGGCGGCGCAACCGCAGGCUCAGCCGCGCGACGCGAGCCCUGCUGGGUUGAUGUCCAUAGCGGAGGAGACAUUGACGGAGUUUCUGUCCAAGGCCACCGGGACCGCCGUCGAGUGGGUCCAGAUGCCUGGGAUGAAGCCUGGUCCGGAUUCCAUUGGAAUCAUUGCCAUCUCGCAUGGCUGUGCGGGUGUCGCUGCGCGAGCUUGCGGCCUCGUGGGCAUGGAGCCUGCGAAAGUUGCUGAAAUCCUCAAGGAUCGGCCGUUGUGGCUACGCGAUUGCCGUUCCAUGGAAGUGGUGAAUGUUCUGCCUGCCGGUAACAAUGGCACAAUUGAGCUUCUCUACAUGCAGCUCUAUGCUCCCACGACACUGGCACCAGCGCGUGACUUCUGGCUGCUGCGGUACACUUCCAUUCUUGAUGAUGGAAGUUUAGUGGUGUGUGAAAGGUCACUCAGUAGCAAGCAAGGUGGCCCAAGCAUGCCUCUUGUCCAGCCUUUUAUCAGGGGUGAGAUGCUUCCUAGUGGGUUCUUGAUCCGGCCUAGCGAUGGUGGAGGCAGUAUCAUACACAUAGUUGAUCAUAUGGACUUAGAGCCUUGGAGCGUGCCUGAAGUUGUGCGCCCACUUUACGAAUCCUCUCCAAUGGUUGCCCAGAAGACGUCUAUGGCGGCUUUGCGCUAUCUGAGGCAGGUUGCACAUGAAGAUACCCAUUCUGUAAUAACUGGAUGGGGACGGCAGCCUGCUGCUUUACGGGCUCUGAGCCAAAAGCUCACCAGAGGUUUCAAUGAAGCUCUCAAUGGGCUUGCUGAUGAUGGAUGGUCUGUGAUUGAAAGCGAUGGUGUUGAUGAUGUUUGUAUCUCAGUUAACUCAUCCCCGAGUAGAGUUAUCAACUGCAAUGCAGCUUUCAAUAAUGGACUGCCCAUAGUCAGUAGCAGUGUUCUCUGUGCAAAGGCAUCUAUGCUGCUGCAGGAUGUUUCUCCGCCAGCGCUCCUACGGUUUAUGAGGGAACAGCGGUCACAAUGGGCUGACAGUAAUUUAGAUGCAUUCUUUGCUUCUGCAAUGAAACCUAAUUUCUGCAAUUUGCCUAUGUCUCGCCUUGGAGGAUUCAGUGGUCAGGUCAUACUUCCUUUAGCCCACACAUUUGACCCUGAAGAAUUCCUCGAAGUCAUCAAAUUAGGAAAUGCCAGUACUUACCAAGAUACACUCAUGCAUCGUGAUCUGUUUCUGUUGCAGAUGUACAACGGUGUAGAUGAGAACACCGUAGGCACAUGUUCAGAGCUCAUCUUUGCACCUAUAGAUGCAUCAUUCAGCGACGACUCCCCUCUCCUGCCUUCUGGUUUCCGCAUCAUUCCCAUCGACUCUCCUCUUGACACACCUAGCCCCAAGUGCACGUUGGACCUGGCCUCCACCCUCGAGGUUGGCACGCCUCGGAGAAGGAUACAUGGUGCUGGUGGUUCCGGAAACGCUGCUUGCGCCGGCUCCAAGGCUGUCAUGACGAUCGCGUUCCAGUUUGCGUUCGAGAGCCACCUGCAGGACAGCGUCGUGGCCAUGGCGAGGCAGUACAUGCGCAGCAUCAUCGCGUCGGUUCAGAGGAUCGCGCUGGCACUCUCAUCGUCGCGCCUUGUUCCUCAGGCCGGCGGCAUCAGCCACGCUCCUGCCGCCGCCGCCGCCGCUACUCCGGAGGCAGCAACGCUCUCCAGAUGGAUCUGCCAGAGUUACAGGUUUCAUUUUGGGGCCGAGCUCAUCAAAUCUGCUGAUGCCAGUGGCUGUGAAGCAGGGCUGAAAGCCCUGUGGCAUCAUGCCAGUGCUAUACUCUGCUGCUCUUUAAAGGCCAUGCCGGUGUUCACGUUCGCGAACCAGUCCGGGCUGGACAUGCUGGAGACGACGCUGGUGGCGCUCCAGGACAUCACCCUGGAGAAGGUGUUCGACGAGCAGGGGAGGAAGAACCUGUGCGCGGAGCUCCCCGGCGUCAUGGAGCAGGGGUUCGCGUGCAUCCCCGGCGGGCUGUGCGUGUCGGGCCUCGGCCGGCCGGUGUCGUACGAGAAGGCGCUGGCGUGGAAGGUGCUCGACGACGACAGCGGCGCGCACUGCAUCUGCUUCAUGUUCGUCAACUGGUCCUUCGUCGCAUCGAUGUAGGCCGCGCGCGUUAGAUUCACACAUUGUGGGGGUGUAAAAUGGUUUUGGUUUCAGAAGAAAAUGUAAAAUGGCUGAAGAAUCUAAACUGCGAUGUACUGUAUUUUGCACGAAUGGAGACGGAUUUUGUUCAAUGCAGUUACCAAUUUGUUUC